Molecule: messenger RNA, 2440 nt
Organism: Penaeus monodon (black tiger shrimp)
Lineage: Eukaryota; Metazoa; Arthropoda; Malacostraca; Decapoda; Penaeidae
Product: cytochrome P450 9e2-like
Molecular function (GO): monooxygenase activity; heme binding; iron ion binding
Source: RefSeq, a predicted model, not a curated record
UAUAAGUGCGAAAAAAUGAUGAUUGGAGUAACAUGGCUGCUGUUGGGUGCGGCGCUAGCACUGUUUUGGGCAUAUUCGUGGUGGAAACACAGAUUCUGGGCAAGUAAAGGCGUGCCCACUCCGCCUAUGGUCCCCUUCCUCGGUCAUGCACAUAAAUUGCUUCUCCCAGAUAAAAGAUGUAUCUUUGAAAAAGAGGCCUACUUCACUUAUGGUGGAUCAAAGUUAUGCGGUUUCUACUCCUUCCACGAGCCAAUGUUAUUGGUGGGCGAUCCAGAACUCAUGAGGCACAUUUACAUAAAAGACUUUGACCACUUUAUGGAUAGAAGGACAUUAAAUAUGCCGAGUGAGAAGGACAAAGUAAUGGCCAACAUGUUGUCUCUGAAAACAGGCGAAGAGUGGAAGAAACUGAGAGCCAUCAUGUCUCCCACGUUCACCUCAGGCAAAAUGAAGGGGAUGUUCCCGCUCGUGUGCAAAAAGGCCGACCAACUCGUCUCCUUCUGCUUGAAGGAAGCACGCACGAAGCCCUUUGUCGACAUGAAGUAUAAUUUUGGCCGCUUCACAAUGGACACAAUUGCUUCCUGUGCCUUUGGUAUUGAAUGCAAUUCACUUGUGGAUGAAAAGCCAGAAUUUGCUGAAAAGGUUGAUACUUUUUUCAAAAUUACACCGGGAAUGAUAUGGAGACUUAUUUUCCUGAGUGUAUUUCCUAAACUUGCCAAAAUAUUUGAUAUGAGAUUUUCAGUACCAGCAACUGAUUUCUUUACGGAAGUUGCCCAGGAGACCAUGCGAGCGAGGCAAAGUGGAAAUAAAAGAGGAGACUUUUUGGAUCUCUUGCUAGAGGCAGAAAUCUCCACUGGCGAUGCCGAAGGAGUCCAAGCAAUGCAAGACGGCAAUAAAUCAUCCAAGUCUAAGCAAGCACUGGAUGAACUUACCAUCAUCUCCCAAAGUGUCAUGUUCCUGGUCGCCGGUUACGAUACCACGGCCUCCACGCUGGCCUUUGCGUCCAUCCUACUUGCCAAGCACCCAGAGAUCCAGCAACGCCUUCGUCAGGAGAUCAGUGAAAUGGUCGAGGAACACGGCGACAUAACCUACCAGGGGAUUAUGGAAGCCAAAUAUCUUGAUGCUUGUGUCAUGGAAACCCUUCGCAUGUACCCACCGGGGCUUUUCCUGGAGCGCAAGUGUAUAAAGGAAUACAAGAUCCCUGGCACGGAUGUGACCAUCGAGCCUGGCUUAAUAGUGACAUGCCCGAUCUUCAACAUCCAACGGGACCCGAAGUACUGGCCUGAGCCCGAGGAAUUUCGCCCCGAGCGCUUCCUGCCGGAGAACAGGGCGAACAUCACCAACCUCACGCACAUUCCCUUCGGAAUCGGACCCAGGAACUGUAUAGCUAUGAGAUUUGCCCUCAUGGAAACCAAAGUAGGUCUGGCCAAGAUGCUUCUUGCCUCGGACAUGAAGUUGGCACCGGGACACGAAGAGAUUAAGACUGACUUUGGCCUAGGUUUACUGCGGCCAAAAGACGGGGUUAACCUUCUCUUGACACCUUUGAAAGAAGAGUAAAAAAGAAAUGUUUUUCCCACAGAAGACAAGGUCAAGAUUGAGAUAGGGCAGAAAGGAAGAAAACGUAUACCGUGCCUUAUCAGUUAUGGGUUCCUGCACAUUAGGAGGCAUUUGUCUGAAAUCUGUAUGUUGCAUACAGUCUUUUUCAAUCUUCCUCUACUUGCUAGCUACUAAUGUAUCUCCAUUCUACCACCAGCAUGAAGGUAGAGUUAAAGUAACACGUAAAAUAUAUUUCUCCAGACAGAAGAAAUCUAAAUUCCAGUUCAACAAUAAUUCUACGCCUGUUAGAAUGCAAACAUAAAGAUUAAAAUUGCUUAACCCAUCAGUACUUCUUAUGUAUAUUUUCUUUUACAGUAAAUCAUAUACUGCAGUAACCUACUCGUAGCCAUAGUUGGAAACAAUGCUUUUUUUUCUAUUAAUAAAAUCAUAGUUAAUUUCUUCGUUAAAUGAUAUCGGUGCCAAAAGAAGUAAUAAAAGAGGCAAUUGACCAAACUGUAAAACAUCGGAUAGAUAUAUCAUUAUUGACAUUUCUAUAUUUAUAAAUGGGGCUAUAUUUAUAAAUGGGGCGUCCUCCAAUAAAAUAUAGUAAUAAGAGAAAAAUAGUCAUGCCUACCUCUAACUCUUUCGAGCUGACAUAAAAAAUAAAUGCCAAUUAUUUUAUCUUUAUUAGAGUUGAUUUCCGUUCCGUUCGCUUUGACGAGGAAGCCAAAAACGAGAUUUAUGAAUUUGUUUAGUCAGGUUUUUAUGAGUACAAGAUAACAAAAACUGAUAGGUGUCUAUUAUAGGUUAUAAGAUGAUUAAGUAAAUUCGUUCUGGUGUGGACGAAUCUUAAAGUGAUACAAGUAAUACUUGUAAUGAGAAAUAAAGAUAUGGAACAAGUUCUUUA